AUCCAAUUAACCCCAAUCCAUUUUUCUCGCGUCUCUCCCUCUCACAAUCCUGCAAAUUAGGGUUUAAGCACGAAAAAAAGCUAGACAAGUAAAAGUAUCGAUCUCUUCUUUCCUUUGAGAUUUUCUAGUGCAAUCGUAACCUCCGAAGAUCCAAGAUGGCGCGUAAUGAAGAGAAAGCACAGUCGAUGCUCAACAGGUUCAUCACCCAGAAAGAAGCUGAGAAGAAGAAGCCGAAAGAGCGUCGACCUUUCCUUGCAUCGGAAUGUCGAGAUCUAUCGGAAGCAGACAAAUGGAGACAACAAAUUCUGAGAGAGAUCGGAAGCAAAGUGGCUGAGAUUCAGAACGAAGGAUUAGGAGAGCACCGACUUCGAGAUCUGAACGACGAGAUUAACAAGCUCCUCAGGGAGAGAUAUCAUUGGGAGAGGCGAAUCGUUGAGCUAGGUGGUCCGAAUUAUUCUAAACACUCUGCGAAAAUGACGGAUCUUGAAGGUAACAUCAUCGAUGUACCUAACCCUAGUGGUCGUGGUCCUGGUUAUCGUUAUUUCGGAGCUGCUAAGAAGCUUCCUGGAGUUAGAGAGCUUUUUGAGAAGCCUCCUGAGCUAAGGAAGCGUAAGACGAGGUAUGAUAUAUACAAAAGGAUAGAUGCUAGCUAUUACGGGUAUAGAGAUGAUGAGGAUGGUAUUUUGGAGAAAUUGGAGAGGAAUGCUGAAGGAGUGAUGAGGAAAAGAUCGGUGGAGGAGUGGCGGAGGUUGGAUGAGGUUAGGAAGGAAGCUAGGAAAGGUGCUAGUGAGGUUGUGAGUGUUGGAGCUGCUGCUGCUGCGGCGAGGGAGGUGUUGUUUGAGGAGGAAGAAGAUGUGGUUGAGGAGGAGAGGAUGGAGAGGGAGAGAGAGGAGGAGAAAGAGAGGGAAUUUGUGGUUCAUGUUCCGUUGCCUGAUGAGAAGGAGAUAGAGAAGAUGGUAUUGGAGAAGAAGAAGAUGGAUUUGCUUAGUAAGUAUGCUAGUGAAGAUUUGGUUGAGCAGCAGACUGAGGCUAAAUCCAUGCUCAAUAUUCAUAGAUAGAAAAGAUGCGCUGUUUUACCAACAAACUCAGCCGCGCUGGUCUCUUGCCUAAAGAAGAAACGUUGUUGGGCGUUUGAAAUACCGAUUUCCUGGAAACAAAUAUGAAAGACUCAAGGAGAAGAGACAAUGGCACUUGGAACUGAAAUAGUAUUCUCUUAUGUAGCUCGACUUUUGUAUCUUUAUACUUCUGGCAGACAUCCUGAUUAGAUCACUGAAUGUAAUGCUCAUUGCCUGAGGUUUAUGCAUCGUUUCCUUUGGCUCUAA
Molecule: messenger RNA, 1322 nt
Organism: Arabidopsis lyrata subsp. lyrata
Lineage: Eukaryota; Viridiplantae; Streptophyta; Magnoliopsida; Brassicales; Brassicaceae
Product: pre-mRNA-splicing factor ISY1 homolog
Exons: 2
Coding region: 156-1058 (300 amino acids)
Biological process (GO): generation of catalytic spliceosome for second transesterification step; mRNA 3'-splice site recognition
Cellular component (GO): post-mRNA release spliceosomal complex; post-spliceosomal complex; catalytic step 2 spliceosome
Source: RefSeq, a predicted model, not a curated record